This is a messenger RNA of Parnassius mnemosyne (clouded apollo), 1248 nucleotides long. Lineage: Eukaryota; Metazoa; Arthropoda; Insecta; Lepidoptera; Papilionidae. The record is from the annotation of a GenBank genome assembly.
AUGACUGAAUUCACAAAAGAAUUUGUAGAUAAAAUUUCUCUGAGCUGUAUACAACUGUAUAAUACACUACCAAAAAUUGGCAAAGCCAUUGAAGGAGAAUGGACAGUGCUUUCGUGUAUAAUUCAGUUUGAUAGAGUUACAAAAAAAUAUGAAGUUGUAUCAUUGGGUACUGGUUCAAAAUGUAUUGGAGCUUGUAAAAUGUCACCUGAGGGCGACAUAGUUCAUGAUAGUCAUGCCGAAGUGUUUGCCAGACGAGGUUUUAUGUUGUAUCUUUAUGAUAACAUAGAAAAGGCUAUAGUAGUUAAACAAGAUCAGGAGUCUAUAUUUCAAAAGGAAAAGGAUCGUUUUAAGUUACGCGACAAUCUUGAGUUUAUCUUUUAUUCAUCACAAUUGCCUUGUGGUGAUGCUUCUAUAAUGCCAAAAACAAAUGAAGAUGAUCAUGGUGAUGUUGUAUGUUCUCUUAAACGUGAAGCCGAAGGUAACAAUUGUGAUGUUGAAAGUAAAAAAAUAAAAUUGGAGACUCAAGACAUUCAUAGGACUGGUGCAAAAUGUUUACCUCAAAAUGAGCAAGACCCUAAAGAGCCUGGCGCAAAUUACCACUUAUUAGGUAGAGUGCGAACUAAGCCUGGUAGAGGAGAUAGGACCCUUUCAGUUUCAUGCAGUGAUAAAAUGGCCAGAUGGAUUCAUGUAGGAAUUCAAGGAGCCCUUUUGGAUAUGUUAUUGAUGGAACCAAUUUAUAUAAAACAUUUCAUAUUUGGUUCUGGUGCUCCUUAUUCACAGGAAUCAUUGACAAGAGCACUAUUAAAAAGAAAUCUGGAGGAUAAUGAAGAUUUUACCAUUCCAUUUAAACCAUUUAUAUAUAAUAGUACAGCAAUUUUCCAUCUAAUGAAAAGUGAGAGGAGAUCAAAACCUGCUCCUGGAAGUAUUGUAAUUGUCAAUUGUGGAAUUAUAGAGGUUGGAGUUCAUGGUAAAAGAUUAGGAGUAACAAAGAGGAGAGCACAUAUAAAAAACUCAUUAUGCAUAUCAAAAUAUAACAUGUACAGAAGAUUUGUAGAGUUAUUACAAAAAGAUCAGAAUUUAAAAGAAAGGCUGGUAGGCGAGGAUGAUGUUACAACCAUACCAUAUAAUGAAAUGAAAAAGAAAUCUCAAAGAUAUUAUGAGAAUUGGUACAGAGUGCGAGAUUCCUUUUUUAAAUCAUGGACAAUUAAACCAGAUAUGUGGAAUUUUUGUAUUAAACCUAAUACCUAA